AUGCCUCCCAGGAAGCAGUGGGCGGUGCCUCGACUCCUCCUCCCGCCCACCCGCCGGGCCAACAAGUUCGACGACGAAGAGGGUGAUGACAGCGACGUCCUUGAAGACUGGGACGCUGCCGAAGAUUCCGAAGUUGAGCGCGAAAAGGUCAAGAAGGCUGCCGAAGCCAAGGCCAAGGCCGAUGCCGAGGCUGCCGCCAACAAGAAGUCCAAGGCCCAACGUGUGGCCGAGCUCAAGGCCCAGCGCGCUGCUGCCUUGGCUGCUGCCGACGAGUUUGAUGACGAAAGCGAGACCGAUCGUCGUGCCCGCCUUCGACGCACCGAGCAGGAGGCUGAUUUGAAGCACGCCGAGGACCUCUUUGGCGAUAUCGGCGUCCCCGCUGGUCGCACCGCUACCAAGGCCGGUGCUGCUGUCGCCGUGGAUUCCAAGGACCCUAACAACACGGUCAACAUUGCUAACCUGCCCCUUUUCAACCCCACGACCAAGACCCAGUUCGAGGCUCUCCGCAACACACUCGUGCCCCUGAUCGGCGCGCACUCCAAGAAGCCUCACUACACCCUCUUCCUCCAGGAGUUCGCCAAGCAACUCGCCAAGGAUCUUCCUAGCGACCAAGUGAAGAAGAUUUCCAGCACUCUCACCGCCCUCAGCAACGAGAAGCUCAGGGAAGAGAAGGCGGCCGACAAGGGAGGCAAGAAGAGCAAGGCCCAGAAGACCAAGGUCUCCGUCGUGGCCAACCGACCGAAGGAGGAUAUUGCCACCUACGAAGACGACUUUGGAGAUGACGACUUCAUGUGA
Parascedosporium putredinis is the source of this 795-nucleotide messenger RNA. The record is from the annotation of a GenBank genome assembly. NCBI's taxonomy places the organism in Eukaryota, Fungi, Ascomycota, Sordariomycetes, Microascales, Microascaceae.